Molecule: messenger RNA, 4491 nt
Organism: Rhinocladiella mackenziei CBS 650.93
Lineage: Eukaryota; Fungi; Ascomycota; Eurotiomycetes; Chaetothyriales; Herpotrichiellaceae
Exons: 2
Coding region: 1-4491 (1496 amino acids)
Biological process (GO): mitotic chromosome condensation
Cellular component (GO): chromosome
Molecular function (GO): ATP hydrolysis activity; ATP binding; protein binding
Source: RefSeq, a predicted model, not a curated record
AUGCCAGCUGAUUCCCCAGUGCGGCCGACGCGUCGUGCGGCGCGCAAAACUAUCGUGGUCGAAGAAUCUGAUGACGAGCUUAGCUUCAUCAAAGAGGACAACGAUGAAGAGUUCACACCCGCUCCCAAAAGAAGUCCACGGAAGUCGACAAGAAGACAGACCAUGGCGAGUGUCAGCUCAUCACCUAGAAAGUCGGCGAGAGGUCGCAGAGUGAAGACGGGCGAAGAAGGCAUUGAGCCCUCGCCGACGUUUGACCCAGAAGAAAGCGUGACCCCCAGCGAACCUACAUCGUCCACUAAGAGCCCAUCGCCACGAAAACGCAAGAGCACGGCUCCCCGAAAAGGACGAAGAUCGUCAAUAACUCCCCCAGUCCCUGCGUUACCCCCUCCUGCGGUGUCGGCCUCUCCAGAGCCUGAACAAGUUCAGUGUACACCACUGAAAGACAUCACCGGCAAGGUUUUGAACAAGACUGCCCAACCACAAUUGAAUCAAGAGAUGCUCAAGACAACAUGCGCAAUGGAUGUACCUUUGGAAAAACCAAUGGAUAUUGUGGUACGAGCGAAAGCCCAGGCAGCAGAACCAACGGGAGAGGAGCCAACAAGACCAAAAUCUAGGAUGGUCAUCAAACAACUAGUGAUGACCAACUUCAAAAGUUAUGCUGGACGGCAGGUUGUCGGUCCUUUCCAUGUGUCGUUUUCUGCUGUGGUUGGACCCAAUGGUUCUGGUAAAUCUAAUGUGAUCGACUCUCUACUUUUCGUCUUUGGUUUCCGAGCGAGCAAAAUGAGACAGGGCAAAAUAUCAGCACUUAUCCACAAUUCUGCACAACACCAAGACUUGGAAUAUUGUGAAGUCGAGGUCUACUUCCAAGAAAUCAUCGAUUUACCCGGAGGAAAACACGAAGUGGUUCCCGAUUCACAGCUUGUGAUUUCCCGGAAAGCGUUCAAAAAUAAUUCCAGCAACUACUAUUUGAAUGGCAGAAGUACAAACUUCACCACUGUGACAACACUGCUGAAAGACAAAGGUAUCGACCUGGACCACAAACGAUUUUUGAUCUUGCAAGGCGAAGUCGAGUCGAUUGCCCAGAUGAAACCAAAAGCAGCCAAUGAGCAUGAUGAUGGAUUGCUCGAGUAUCUGGAAGACAUCAUCGGAACCUCGAAGUACAAGACUCCCAUCGAAGAAGCAGCUGUCGAGCUCGAAAGUCUCAACGAGGUCUGUAUCGAGAAACAGGGACGUGUCCAACAUGUUGAAAAAGAAAAGAAUGGCCUUGAAGAUAAGAAGAACAAAGCUUUGGCAUUUAUUCGAGACGAGAACGAGCUGGCAGAGAAACAGUCUGCACUGUACCAAAUCUACAUGGCCGAGUGCGAGGACAAUAACAAGGUGACCGAGGAGGCCAUCCAACAAAUCCAGGAACAACUCAACGCCGAACUCGAAAAGCACGCUGGAAACGAGGAGGCUAUCCAAAAACUCGAAACCGCUUACCACAGCGCCAUCAAGCAGUAUGAACGCGUCGAAAAACAAGCCCAGGCGCUCACCAACGAACUAGCUAAAUGUGACAAAGAAAAUGUCAAAUUUGAGGAAAAGCGAAAAUUCAUCAGCGGGAAGCAGAAAAAGGCGGAUAAGCUUGCCACGUCCAGCCGACUGGGGGCUUCUGAAGCUCAAAGUCUGGUUGAAAAACACGCAGAUGACAUUCAGCGAAAAGGCGCCGAAGUUCUUGAUCUCGAAAAGAAAAUGCAGCGAGAGGAGCAGGAGCUGGCUCUGAUUAGGGAUAAUCUCAAAGGCAAGACUCAGGGUCUAUCGGACCAGAUUGCCGCCAAGCAGAAGUCUUUGGAACCCUGGAGCGAGAAGAUUAAUCAGAAGCAGUCUGCAAUAGCGGUGGCUCAGUCGGAGCUCGACAUUCUCAAAGAGAAAGCGAAUAGCGGACAAAAAGCCAUUGACCAAGCCAACGCGAAGAUUGAAAUCAUCGAAUCCAACAGAUCGGAGAAGCUCGAAGAAAUAGAGCAACGAAAGCAUGAAAAAGCACGUUUAGAGAAGGACGUCAAGAAGAUCCAAGAUGCUCUACAAAAACUUGCUGCGAGUGAGCCAGAAGUUCGAUCACAGAUCUCUUCCGCUCGACAAAAAGCUGACGAGGCGCGUGCGAGCCUCGCGACGAGCCAAAAUCAAAGCAACGUUCUGAAAGGGUUGCUCCGUCUGAAAGAUUCGGGUCGGAUCGAUGGCUUCCACGGUCGUCUGGGAAAUCUGGGUACUAUCGAUGAGAAGUUUGAUGUUGCCAUUUCAACAGCUUGUCCUUCUCUGGAGAACAUGGUGGUGGAUAAUGUCGAGGUUGGUCAACAAUGCAUCGAGUACUUGCGCAAGAAUAAUCUUGGACGAGCCAACUUCAUCCUGCUGGAUAAGUUGGCACGUCGAGACCUCUCCCCAAUUCAAACCCCCGAAAGCGUCCCCCGUCUUUUCGACCUCGUCCGGCCCAAAGAUCAACGAUUUGCCCAAGCGUUUUAUAGUGUCAUGCAAAAUACGCUUGUUGCACAAGAUCUUGAACAAGCAAAUCGCAUUGCUUAUGGCACUAAGAGAUGGCGAGUGGUCACCCUUGAUGGGCAAUUGAUUGACGUCUCAGGUACGAUGAGUGGUGGUGGCACUCGCGUUGCGCGUGGUGCGAUGUCGUCAAAGUUGUCUUCUGAUACGACAAAGGAACAAGUGCAGAAACUUGAAAAUGAACGAGACCAAUUGGAGAAGCAAUUUGAAGCCUUUCAAGCAAGACAGAGGGAACUCGAGGCUAGUUUGCGGGAAAAGCAGCAGGAAAUACCACAGCUUGAAACAGUCACCCAGAAAAUCAAUCUGGAGGUUGAGAACUGCGUGAGGAAUCUUGCAGAUGCACAGAAGCGAGUUCAAGAUCUCAUUGCAGAACAUGCUGGCACUUCAGCUGAUCAUCCUCAGAUCAAGGAACUCGAGCGUCAGAUUGCGGCAAUGAACAGAGAGCUUGAGAAAUUGCAUGCUGAAACCGCCAGUGUGGAGGCCGAGAUUCAAGCUUUGCAAGACAAGAUCAUGGAGGUGGGCGGAAUUCAACUUCGAACGCAGAAGGCCAGAGUCGAUGGUUUGAAAGAAAGAAUUGAUAUGCUUAAUGAUGAUAUCUCCAGUGCUGAGGUGGCCAAAACGAAGAACGAAAAGCUGAAGAUCAAAAACGAAAAGGCAAAGGCGGAUGCGGAGAAGGAGCUUGAGUCAUUAUCAAAGGAUUUGGAACGGCUUGAAGAGGAUAUUGAGAAGCACAAAUCCGGCGCUGCGGAGCUGAAUGCUCAAGCAGACCAAGCUCAGGAAGAACAAGCGACGAUGAAAGAGGAAGUUGCAGCUUUGAAGAAAGAUCUCGAUGCCCACACCUCCGAACUGAACUCGACAAGAGCACUCGAGAUUGAGAUGAAGAACAAACUCGAAGAGAACCAAAAGGUUCUGGCAGACAACAACAAGAAAAGCCGUUAUUGGGCUGAGAAACUGUCCAAAUUGUCCUUACAUGAUAUUGCUGACCUGGAGGACACGCCUCAAGAUCAAGAGCGAGAACGAGAACAAGAACAACAAGAGCAGGCAGAACCUCCAAAUGACGAAGAGGAAAUGCCGGAUGCUCCUCCCGAAGUAGAUCCUGACGCGAUGGACAUCGACGAGGAAGAAGGCCGGAGCGAGAAAACAGAGUCACCGGCCAAACCGACCAGGAGGCGACUGCAAACAUUUACCCGUGAUGAACUUCUCGACAAAUCCAAAGACCAUCUUGUGGCGUCCAUUGCGGCACUUGAAGAAAAGGUCUCAAACGUUUCGAGCAUCGAUCUAUCGGUGAUUGCCGAGUAUCGCAGAAGAUGCAAGGAAGUUGUAUCCCGAACUAGCGACCUCAAAAACGCCGUCAAGACACGAGAUGCCGCCAAAGCCCGGCUGACUGAUCUACGGAACCUGCGUUUGACGCAGUUCAUGACUGGCUUCACGACCAUUUCCUCGCACUUGAAGUCGAUGUACCAGCUCAUAACACUGGGCGGCAAUGCGGAAUUGGAGCUGGUGGACAGUCUGGAUCCAUUCUCGGAGGGAAUCUUGUUUUCUGUCAUGCCGCCGAAGAAGAGCUGGAAGAAUAUUGGAAACUUGUCUGGUGGAGAGAAGACGUUGAGUUCGCUGGCAUUGGUGUUUGCCUUGCAUGUCUAUCGGCCCACUCCGCUCUAUGUGAUGGAUGAAAUUGAUGCCGCACUGGAUUUCCGGAAUGUCUCGAUUGUGGCCGGGUACAUCAAGGAGCGUACCAAGAAUGCGCAGUUCAUUGUCAUUUCGCUGCGGAACAACAUGUUUGAACUUGCGGAGCGGCUCGUGGGUAUCUACAAGGUCAAUCAUAUGACCAAGAGCGUGACGGUUGAGAAUUGGGAUUAUCUUGCCUUGGGCAUGCAGAAUCAGAAUCCGAAUCAAAUUCAGAACCAAGCGCGAGGAACAAUGACGAAUGGCGAUGGGAGAGGGACGAUGCCAGGGCCAAUUCGAUAA